AUGACUCAACUCAACGAGCCUAUCGCGGUCAUUGGAAGUGGCUGUCGAUUCCCCGGAGAAGCGACGUCGCCCUCCAAACUUUGGGAGCUCUUGCAUCAACCGCGUGAUGUCCUGUCAAAAAUUGACAGGUUCAAGGCGGAGAAUUUCUACAACGUCGAUGGCCAUCACCAUGGCGCAAGCAAUGUUCGCGAGUCCUAUUUUCUCUCAGAGGACCCCCGCGCCUUUGACGCCCACUUCUUUAGUAUCCAGGGAGGAGAGGCAGACUGUAUUGAUCCGCAACAGCGCUUACUGCUUGAGACUAUCUACGAGUCUCUCGAGUCCGCUGGCCAAACAAUCGAAGCCUUGCAAGGAUCGCCAACCGCAGUGUAUGUCGGUGUGAUGUGCGAUGACUACGCCGAGAUCGUGUAUCACGAUACGGAGUCAAUUCCGACCUAUGCUGCAACUGGUAGUGCCCGCAGCAUUAUGUCGAACCGAAUCUCCUACUUUUUUGACUGGAAGGGUCCGUCAAUGACUAUUGACACUGCCUGUUCCUCCAGUCUGGUCGCCGUCCACCAGGCUGCUCAAGUCCUCAGGAGUGGCGAGUCUCGCGUUGCAGUCGCUGCUGGGGCAAAUCUCAUCUUCGGACCCAAGAUGUACAUUGCCGAAAGCAACCUCAAUAUGUUGUCCCCAACGGGCCGCUCUCGAAUGUGGGACGCCAAUGCGGAUGGCUAUGCACGAGGAGAGGGUAUUGCAGCUGUUGUACUCAAGACCCUCAGUGCUGCUAUCGCAGAUGGUGAUACCAUCGAAUGUUUGAUCCGAGAAACCGGUGUCAACCAAGACGGUCGCACCACUGGUAUUACUAUGCCAAGCUCCACAGCCCAGGCCAGUUUGAUCCGUCAGACUUACGCCAGAGCUGGCUUGGACCUGGCGAAGCAGGCUGAUCGACCUCAAUUUUUCGAAGCUCACGGUACCGGUACUAAGGCCGGUGACCCCCAGGAGGCGAGAGCCAUUCACGAGGCCUUCUUCUCUCAGGAGGACACCACGGAUGCCAACGAGACUCUCUUUGUCGGCUCUAUCAAGACUGUCAUUGGACAUACAGAGGGUACUGCUGGUAUCGCCGGCCUUCUGAAAGCGUCUAUGGCCAUCCGAAACAAGACUAUCCCUCCUAAUAUGCACUUCAACACUCUCAACCCCGACCUGGAGCCAUUCUAUGGCCAUUUGCAAGUGCCUACAGCGGCACAGGCAUGGCCUACGCUACCUGAGGGGGGUACCCGCAGGGCUAGUGUAAACAGCUUUGGAUUUGGUGGCACCAAUGCACACGCGAUCAUUGAGAACUAUGAGCCCAACGACACUUUUUCUAACGAGGUUAACAAGCAGGACUCUACCGUCGCCACUCCGUUUACCUUCUCAGCGAUUUCGGAGAAAUCUCUCAUAUCCCAGCUCCAGACUUACGUUGCUUUCUUGCGCGGAAACGUCGGCUUCAACCUUAGAGAUAUGUCUUUGACGCUGUCUCGACGAUCGGCGUUUCCUUUCCGAGCAUCAUUCUCCGCCCUUACCGCAGAAAAUCUUGCUUCCAAAAUCGAAGCUAAACUCGAGGAGAAAUCUUCCGGAUCUGCUUCCAUUGCGACUCGACCAAUCACGAAGCAUCGCGGAAUCUUGGGUGUCUUUACUGGCCAAGGUGCCCAAUGGGCUACUAUGGGUAAAGAGCUUAUCUUGGCGUCAAGGUUCGCUGAGAGCAUCGUCGAUGAGCUUGAAAGGUCCCUGGCAGAGCUCCCAGAGGUAGACCGUCCCUCCUGGUCUCUCAAGACUGAAAUGCUUGCUCCAGCAACAUCGUCUCGCCUUAACAAGGGGGAGUUCUCGCAGCCUCUGUGCACAGCAGUACAGGUCGUCCUAGUGGACCUUCUCCGCCAGGCUGGUAUCGAAUUCGAUAAUGUUGUCGGUCACUCCAGUGGAGAGAUUGCCGCCGCUUACGCAGCCGGUUUCAUAUGUGCGCGUGACGCAAUCCGCAUUGCCUACUACAGAGGCGUGUACAGCAAACUUGCUCGCGGCCCUGACAACGAAUCUGGCGCUAUGCUUGCAGUAGGAACAUCCAUGGAGGACGCCGGCGAACUCUGCGCCCUUCCCGAAUUCGAAGGAAAGCUACAAGUCGCCGCCAGUAACUCGUCAGCAAGCGUUACUUUGUCCGGUAACGCAGAAGCUGUGGAGCAGGCCAAGGAAAUUCUGGAAGACGAAGGCAAGUUCGCCAGGCUCUUGAAGGUUGACACGGCAUACCAUUCUCAUCACAUGCAUCCUUGUUCUGGUCCUUACCAACGUUCUUUGGAACAUUGCAAGAUCGAUAUUAAGACUCCGUCUGGGUCUUGUUCUUGGUUCUCCUCUGUGCUUGGUGGCCAGAAAAUGGACAUGCAGAACGUCGAUGAUCUUAAAGCCGUCUACUGGAUGAACAAUAUGCUCAAGCCGGUCUUAUUCUCCCAGGCUGUCGAGGCUGCCGUCGCCGACGGUAGAGCUCCUGCAAUCGCUUUAGAAGUUGGGCCGCAUCCUGCACUGAAAGGCCCUGCAAUGAUGACCGUCGAAGACGUCGUUGGUAAUCCCGUUCCAUACUCCGGAGUCUUGAGUCGAGGGAACAAUGACGUUGAAGCUUUCUCGGAUGGCCUAGGGUUUGUUUGGAGCACUCUCGGGCCCGCCGUCGUCGACUUCACGAGCUACGACAAGUUGUUCAGCGAAGGGGCUCGAGACACGUUGUCGAAGAACUUGCCGUCUUAUACUUGGGACCAUGAGCGGACUUAUUGGAAUGAGGCCCGAGAAUCGAAAGCCAUUCGCCUGCGAGAAGAUGCGACGCACGAGCUAUUAGGUGUUAGGACUGCUGACAAUACGGAAGGCGAGUACCGCUGGAGGAACUUCCUCAAACCGACAGAAAUGCCUUGGCUCCGAGGUCAUCAGAUACAAGGCCAGACACUCUUCCCAGCUGCAGGAUUCGCUGCAAUGGCGAUUGAAUCGUCAAGAGUACUUGCGCCCAGCGAAGAAGUUCGCUUGAUUGAACUUCGUGAGUUCAGCAUCCAUAGGGCUUUGGCAUUUUACGACGAGGCAGCUGGCGUUGAGACCAUAUUCAGUCUCACCAAUGUUACGACGGACAACAGCAACAAUGAGAGAUCUGUCUUCGCCGACUUUUCCUGUUUUGCUUGCCAGAACAAAGAUUCAGGCAAUCUCACGUCCAUGGCCAGUGGACAGCUCAAAUUGUGUCUUGGGGAGCCUUCUGUUGUCGCAUUGCCUGAACGACCUCCACCAGGCGUCAACUUCGCGGAUGUCGACACAGAUCUGUUCUACACCCAUUUGACCAACCUUGGCUACAACUACAGCGAGAUCUUCCGCGCCAUAACUUCGCUGAAAAGGACAACAGACGCAGCGAACGGUAUCAUACACAGUGCUGCGAAUCCUGAUGCACCAAGCCCGUUCACUCUCCACCCUGCAACGCUAGAUGUAGCGUUCCAAUCAGUAUUCGCCGCCAUCGGAUCUCCAGGUGACGGCAGGCUCUGGACAAUUCAUGUUCCCACCAUGAUCAACAAGAUCUCGAUCAACCCAUUCGCCUGCCCACCAGGAGCAGGACUUGGAGUUAGCCUGCCUUUCGAUGCGUCUUUGUCAGCCUCAGUCGCUGAUGGGAUCUCUGGCGACGUGGACAUCUACGAUGAAAGCGGCAUUAAUGCCAUUGUUCAAGUCGAAGGCCUCCAUGUGACACCUCUUACAACGCCUACCGCAGUUGACGACAAACAAAUCUUUGCUGAGACCAUCUGGAAUGUCGCUGAACCGGAUGGCGAGGUAGGCUUCAAAGAGUGGACUCUGAAUGAUGUUGAGGAGACCGGAUCUCUCUUGGUUGAACGUACCUGUCUCUUCUACAUGAAGAAGUUGCAUGAUACGAUCACCGCAAAGGAGCGCGAAAAGUGUGACUGGCACCAAACGAGGGUCUUGAACUGGGCUGCUCACACAGUCCAGCUCACCUCUGAAGGCAGACACCCGACUUGCAAGAAGGAGUGGCUCAAUGAUACACAUGAUGAGCUCCACGCACAAAUCACUGAGUAA
This is a messenger RNA of Letharia lupina, 4050 nucleotides long. RefSeq lists its product as uncharacterized. The coding region runs from base 1 to 4050 and encodes 1349 amino acids. Gene Ontology annotation, biological process: secondary metabolite biosynthetic process; fatty acid biosynthetic process. The record is from RefSeq and is a predicted model, not a curated record. Lineage: Eukaryota; Fungi; Ascomycota; Lecanoromycetes; Lecanorales; Parmeliaceae. Gene Ontology annotation, molecular function: 3-oxoacyl-[acyl-carrier-protein] synthase activity; fatty acid synthase activity. The transcript has 3 exons.